Molecule: messenger RNA, 1095 nt
Organism: Ustilaginoidea virens
Lineage: Eukaryota; Fungi; Ascomycota; Sordariomycetes; Hypocreales; Clavicipitaceae
Exons: 3
Coding region: 1-1095 (364 amino acids)
Biological process (GO): mitochondrion organization
Cellular component (GO): membrane; mitochondrion
Source: RefSeq, a predicted model, not a curated record
AUGUCGGAUAUGGGGAACGGACUUGGGCCAGCUCAACCCACUACCCCCAGCUUUGACCUGGGACCUCUCGGAAGCUCAGCUUUGACAACCACAUGUCGUAAGCUUGUGUCUCUCGUCAAUACAGUAUCGGACGCCAAGCUUGCCCAUAAAAGCACCACCAUCAUGUCGAAGAGAUUUGACUGGCAAGAUGAGGCUAUGCGCCGCCUCCGCCAAGUGCAGUCCCGCAGCGGAUACGGCGGAAGACCUGGCGGCGGCCCGCCUCAAAUUCCUCGCGGUACGAAUGGUUUCUUGAUCGGGGGCAUUCUGCUUGCCAGUGGCGCGUGGGUGUUGUCGAAUUCGCUAUUCAACGUGGACGGCGGUCAUCGAGCGAUCAAGUACAGACGGAUAAGUGGCGUGAGCAAGGAGAUUUAUAACGAAGGAACUCACAUCAACAUUCCCUGGUUCGAAACACCCAUCGUCUACGACGUGCGAGCCAAGCCGCGAAACGUGGCCUCUUUAACUGGCACCAAGGACCUGCAAAUGGUCAACAUUACCUGCCGAGUCUUGUCCAGGCCGCAGGUCGAGGCUUUGCCGCAGAUUUACAGAACCCUCGGGGCCGAUUACGACGAGCGCGUGCUGCCUUCCAUUGUGAACGAGGUCCUGAAGAGCGUGGUGGCUCAGUUCAACGCCAGCCAGCUGAUUACGCAGCGAGAGAUGGUGGCGAGGCUUGUCAGAGAGAACCUGUCUCGCCGAGCUGCACGCUUCAACAUUCUGCUCGACGACGUGUCCCUUACGCACCUCGCCUUCUCGCCCGAAUUCACGGCUGCCGUCGAAUCCAAGCAAGUUGCUCAGCAGGAAGCGCAGAGGGCCGCCUUUAUCGUCGACAAGGCCCGUCAGGAGAAGCAGGCCAUGGUAGUCAAGGCACAGGGUGAGGCUCGCUCGGCCGAGCUCAUUGGCGAAGCUAUCAAGAAGAGCAAGUCCUACGUGGAGCUCAAGAAGAUUGAGAAUGCCCGUCUGAUUGCCCAGCAGCUGCAAGAGUCGGGCUCAAAGAACAGACUGAUGCUGGACGCAGAAGGGUUGGGCUUGAAUGUGUUUGAGGGCGGCGAGACGAAGUAA